Molecule: messenger RNA, 578 nt
Organism: Soboliphyme baturini
Lineage: Eukaryota; Metazoa; Nematoda; Enoplea; Dioctophymatida; Soboliphymatidae
Source: the annotation of a GenBank genome assembly
AUGAUUACUGUGCAGAUUGUACUCGCCCCACCCUGUGGAGAAGGAACUGCACCAUCUGCCGUUUGGGUCGUCCAUCCUCUGGUGCUGUUGUCGGUCGUCGACCACUUCAACCGCGUCAGCAAGAUCGGCCAUGCGAAACGUGUCGUCGGGGUCCUGCUAGGCUCUAUGAAACAAGAUAGGGUGCUGGACGUUUCAAACAGUUUCGCAGUCCCUUUUGAGGAAGAUGAGAAGGACCGCAACGUCUGGUUCCUCGAUCAUGAUUAUUUGGAAAACAUGUACUCAAUGUUUCGAAAAGUGAAUGCUCGGGAAAAAGUCGUUGGUUGGUACCAUAGUGGUCCCCGACUUCAUCCGAAUGAUAUCCUGAUCAAUGAACUGAUAAAGAAGUUCACCGCCAACCCGGUACUUGUGAUCAUCGAUGCAAAGCCAAAAGAGCUGGGCCUUCCGACCGAGGCUUACGUGGAGGUUGAGGAAGUUCAUGACGAUGGGACGCCUCCUUUGAAAACAUUUGAACAUGUUGUUAGCGAUAUCUCUGCAGAAGAAGCAGAAGAAGUUGGUGUGGAACAUCUGCUUAGGUGAGC